Pleuronectes platessa (European plaice) is the source of this 1601-nucleotide messenger RNA. RefSeq names its product Ferritin light chain, oocyte isoform-like. Gene Ontology annotation, cellular component: cytoplasm. Gene Ontology annotation, biological process: iron ion transport; intracellular iron ion homeostasis. The record is from RefSeq and is a predicted model, not a curated record. NCBI's taxonomy places the organism in Eukaryota, Metazoa, Chordata, Actinopteri, Pleuronectiformes, Pleuronectidae. Gene Ontology annotation, molecular function: ferric iron binding; ferrous iron binding.
GCGUGCGGGCUAAAAUUAUCCGCUUCUGGGGCUCAGGUCUGCGGGGGAAAGACACGCUGCUCCUGCUCUUUUUCCAGAGGCGUGAGUUUAUCACCUGGAUCUGUAUGCGCUCGAUCUUCCGCAGCCUGUCAUCGCAGCCUGUCCCAGUACAGGGCCAGCGCUCUGUGUGUCCGGGUGGGGACAUGGCCGAGCCCCCAGGGAAGAAGCUGAAGAGCAGCCUGCCACAGUGCAGAGCGCACCCGAGCAGAUUUGCAUACACUUCUUUAUUCAAAUCUACAAGGCCUCAAACGUUCCGUUGUGUGUCACUCUGUGUGAGGCCUUUGUUUUGUCUCCUUCAGGCCAGUGCGUUUGAGAGGGAUGACGUUGCCCUGCCUCGCGUAUCUGCUUUCUUCCACCAGGAGGCGCUGAAGCAGCAAACUGAGGCCGAGGCUAUGCUGGGCUACCUGGCUGAGAGGGGGGGCAAAUACUGCGGCAAAGAUAUCCAGAAACCGGGCUAUGAGGCGGUCUGUGCCGUGUUACCAGCUUUGGAGCUGCUGCUGCUCCAGCUCAGAGAGGAGGCCGGCGCGCUGGUGGAGCUGAGCCAGCUGGCCCGCGAGCACGGGGACCCGCACACUGCCAGCGUUGUGAAGAGCCACUUCUUGGCGCCGCGGGUUGACCGUCUCAAACUAUUAGGCGACCUGCUCACCAGUGCCCGUCGGAUCGGCUGCACCAGUGACCAAACGAGAGGGUUUGGGGAGUAUAUCCUGAAUGAGCUUCAGGAAGAACUCACCAGAUGAUCAAUCUGCUUCACCUUAAAGGAGGACAUGGCUGGUAUACUGAAUGAUACUCGUCGCCUCUGAAUAGAAAUCUGACAUUUUGUGUGAUAUUUCAGGAGCUGCAUUUUUGCUCAGUGCAGAAAUAAGUCCAGAAGGUGUUUAGCCUAGCUUAAAGCAAAGACUGAAAGCAGGGGGGAUUGUUAGCCUAUCUCCAUAAAAGUUGAAAAAUGUAUAUCCAUGCCAAAUUUAUUUUAAUUACAUUGCUUAUAUAUAUAUAUAUAUUUUUGGCUCUCUUUUGUGGUAGCUAAGUGAAUAUAAUGUAAAUUUUUCCAAAUUUUUUGUAGUAACACUAUAUAUUUUUAACUCUAUCCUUUGAGGAAUUUUUAAUUGAAAACCUUUUGACCGACAAACAUGGAAACAGCACCUAACUUCAACGGCAGCUUUAGCAAUAAUUUUUUAAUCUCAGAUUUGUAGUUGCAUAUUGGAUGAUGAUAACCAGGCCCUGUACACAAGGUUUAGUUUAACUUAAUAAUUCAGAGUUCUAUGAAUGUUUCCCAAAUGUACUUAUAGCCAGUUGCGAAGGGUCAAUACAGGGUUUUGAAACACGUAAACUGCCACUCACAUCUUUGAAUGUGUGUAUUCCAACAGAUAAUUUACUUUUUUUUAAUUAUUUGCCCCAAGUGUAUUUACUUUUGAAUCUUAAACUUUUGUUUCUUGACUUUUGAUUAUUUCGACAGAGCUUCAGAAGUCCGGAUGUAUUGAAAAAGUUUGUAAACUACCGCUGACUUGAUUCUCAAUAGGUUCAGACUUGUUGUGCAAUUUAUAAUAAAGUGGAAGUGGAAGAAA